This is a messenger RNA of Xylona heveae TC161, 1644 nucleotides long. RefSeq names its product phosphotransferase enzyme family protein. The coding region runs from base 1 to 1644 and encodes 547 amino acids. The record is from RefSeq and is a predicted model, not a curated record. Lineage: Eukaryota; Fungi; Ascomycota; Xylonomycetes; Xylonales; Xylonaceae. The transcript is spliced from 5 exons. Gene Ontology annotation, cellular component: mitochondrion.
AUGACUGAUGUUGCAUUCGCCUUCUUAGAAGAAAAGAUUCUUGAAGAGGUCUUAUUCCAAUACACGAGACACCGAUGGCUAUUCAACGAAAAAGCUGAGCUUUCCAAGCGUUACCUAAAGUUUAACCUGCAACAGCUUAUCGGAGCAGCUGUCAACGUCUGUGAGGGGGCUCGAUGCUGCACCAAGAUCACCAAAUGCUCAGAGGGAUUGUACAACAAGGCGUUCAUCUUGACAAUGGACAACGGCGCCGAAGUCUUUGCAAAGCUCCCAAAUCCCAAUGCCGGACCUGCUCGUUUCUCAGUCGCCUCCGAAGUCGCGACACGUGUGAUGCUCCGGGACUUGUUUAAUAUUCCUGUCCCUCGAAUCCUUGCAUGGUCGAAUGAUGCAGCAAAUAACCCGGUCGAAGCAGCCUAUAUUCUCGAAGAAAAAGCGCCUGGUGUUCGGCUCCGCUCAGUCUGGGAUCAAUGGCCGCGAGAACUAAAGCUCCAGCUGAUCACUCAAGUGGUUGACAUAGAGAAUAAAUUGAGUACCAUGACUUUCGACCAACAAGGUUGUAUCUAUUUCAGGGAAGACUUGCGCUCUCUCAUUGGGAAAGCGGAAGAUAUCCGCAUCAAUUCUGUUGCUCCUGAGGCCCUCAGUCGGUUCUCCAUGGGGCCGCUCACGGCGAACGAGUUUUGGAAAGGUGACAGAAGGGAAAUGGAACUUGAUCGGGGUCCUUGGAGAGACCCAGGCGAUUACACACGCGCAAUGGGACUCAAUGAAAUUGCAUGGAUUCAGUCACAGGCACGCCCACGGAUGAACUAUUACCGGUCACUUCGAGAACAAGAACUCCCUGAAGACGGCCUGGAUCUUUUAGAGAAAUACAUGAAAGUGUCUCCUUAUCUGGUUCCCCGAUCAACUGACGAGGCGGCAUCGUCCAACGUUCUGUGGCAUCCGGAUCUCCAUCUGGAAAACCUCUUUGUCGAUCCAGAUACGCAUCAAAUCACCCGCAUCGUAGACUGGCAGUCAGCCUGCGUUGCGCCAUUAUUCUACCAGUAUUGCAUCCCUAAAAUAUUUCAGUGUCAUCGGCCCAUUCAGAAGGGCUGGGUCGUUCCGGGACGCCCAGAAAACUAUGACAGCCUCAGCGAAGACGAGCAGGAGAAGAUCGACAAGGAGCUCGAGAAGGAGAUUGUACGCAAAUACUACACUGCUCAAGUGCUCAAGCGGGCGCCUCGCCGCUGGGGUGUUCUUAGGGACGUAAGCCUCAGUGAGCAAAACACAAUCUCCGCCAUUCGUAAACCAGUCCUGUUAGUGAAUGGAAUCUGGGAAAAUCGUGAUUUAUUUUUUCUUCGCGAUUCCCUCAUUUCAUUCUUUACGGAUUGGGAAGAGCUUUUUCCAGACAUUUCUUGUCCUAUCGAUUUCACUGAGAAAGAUAUCGAGCUGCAUUUCAAAGAGAACGAGAAUAUGCAUGGCGUUGGAAAAAUGCUUUCCUUAUUUCGCGAGGAGGCUGGGAUCGAUGUGGACGGCAUGGUCGACCCCAACGACUACGAAGUUGCACAGAAGAAUAACCGCAAGCUCAAGGACAUUUUCAUUGGUCUGGCGAAAGAUGAUGAAGAGAGAGAGCUGUUCACCAGACUUUGGCCAUAUCAAGAGCCUCAAACCUAG